GUUGCAUAAAUUUCUGACAAGAAUCAUGAUAUUCACCCGCUUACGCACAAUAUAAGCACAUUAUGCAUAUACUUGUAAUAAUCACAUUACGCAGUCGUGUAUCUCGCGUGCACGGGACUACGAUAAGAAAUGUACAGCAAUGCAUCCUCAUUCAUGUUAUAUUUAUUUUCAAACAUUUAUAUUAUUUACAACGUUUACUACUCGCAAUUUUUGUGCAACGAUCUUUAAUAUGAAUUACGAGAUGUAUAAGUAGGGAGAAAAUUUAUGUGUUGAAUUAUGCGAGAUAUUAUCAGGUGUAACGUUUUACAAUUAAGACAUCUAUCUAUUAUUUCGACAUUAUCUUGAUCAAAAAUAAAUUUUAUCUGCCUUAAGAAUUAUUUUUCGCAAUUACAGAUGUUAUUUAGAUUACUUGCUUGGAACGUUAAUGAAUCUCCCUUAUUAAACGUUUUUAUUCCGUCAUAGGUGACGAUGUCGUAUAUGGAAAUUUACAAUGAAAACAUUCGCGAUCUUCUCAAUCCUACUUCGGGAUAUCUGGAUCUACGCGACGAUACUCGUGGUCGCAACGUUCAAGUCUCAGGAUUGACGGAAAUCUCUACCAAUUCGACAGAAGAGGUAAUGCAGUUGUUACACAGAGGUAACAAAGCGAGGACAGUAGAGCCGACUGCCGCCAAUAAAACUUCGUCACGAAGUCAUGCACUUCUCAGUGUUACUAUUAAACAAUUCUAUCGUCAAGAUGAUGAUCAACAUAUGCGCAACAAGAUGAAACAAGGGAGAUUAUUCAUGAUAGACCUCGCCGGAUCUGAACGGGCUAAGCAAACAAAGAACAAAGGCAAAAGACUGCAGGAAGGCGCGCAUAUCAAUAGAUCCCUUCUGGCGUUGGGUAACUGCAUCAAUGCUCUGUCUGGAGGAGCACGAUAUGUGAAUUAUCGCGAUUCCAAACUUACCCGAUUGCUGAAGGAUGCUCUAAGUGGUAAUUGCCGUACCGUUAUGAUCGUUCACGUGUCACCAAUGAGCGCGCAUCGCGACGAGAGUAAAAACACUCUGAUUUACGCGGACCGCGCCAAUAAGAUCUCCAAUAAGAUCGAGCGAAACGUAUUGGACGUCAGUUACUUACAUGUUGCACAGUACCGUGAUGUAAUCAGCGAUCUGAAAAGUGAGAUCUCACGCCUGCGGAAUAAAAUGACGGGCGAGAGACCGAGGCUGACGGAGAAAGAAACUUUAAAUGACACGCGUGGCAACGAUUUCAAAUCGUUAAGAGAGAAAAUUAUUUCCGCAUUUAAGGAGCAAAUGCGACUGCGGCGAAAGCUGAUGGAACUGGACAGCAAUCUUCUGAGCCUGAAUAUUGCUGCUGAACAACAGCACUCCAUAAUCUCUCACUGGGAAUCAAGAAAUAAUAGAGUAUACGGAAAAUCACGAGAUUCCAGUACACAUCGCUCUAGCACGGAUUACCAGGUGGACGAAAUAGACGACGUGGAUCUUUUAGACGAUGAUCUGGAGGAUGACGUAAUCGUGCAGCAAGCGUGGGCAGAACUGACGGAAAUCACAAGAGAGCAGGAGAGAUGUGCCGAAAUGCGCGCUGCUGCGGAAAAAGAACUCGAAGCCUGCCGAAAGUGCAGCGCUACGCUCGAAGAUCAACUACCCUCACGCAUCAACUCGGAUGAGGAGCGUGAGUUGUUAGCGUUGAUGCUGCGAGUUCACGAGCUCGAGGCAGACAAAAUGAUGUUGCAGAGCGAAAGGCUAGUCAAACAGCACGAACUCAGACGUCGCGAGCUAUUGCUGCUCCGUUACGAUCGGCAGCGACAAAUUUCCGAUGAGAUUAUUACUAGGCAACGACGGAUUAUGGAAGACGGUCGUUUGGCGCUUCCGCCCGAUCUGCAAAAUCUCUAUGCCAUGUAUCAACAAGAGAUCCAAGCCACUACUUAUGUCAGUAGCAGCCUCGGCGACCUCGUCGUGUCACCAACCGUGUCAUCCUUCAGUCGCGGCAAGUUACCACCCAUAUCCAGCAGACUCGGCAUUUACAAUCUUAGUAGUGAUUUGAGAAUAGCCAGUAGAGAAACUAAUGUAUGUACAUACCUAUGUAUAUAUGUAUACAUAUUAAAAAGAAGAAUUAUUUGGAGAAACAGUUCCACGGAUUCCGAUUGGGAUUCGCCGCUACCACCGAUUCAAGAGCCGCAAGAAGUGGAACACGUGAUGGGGCCAGUAGUGCAACCGUUAAUUUCACCGGCUGCCUUAUUUCCGCCAAUAUCGGCGACAAACUUACGAAAUCAAUGAGAACAUUUCGUUUAUAUAAUUAUUGAUAUGCAAAAUAUUGUAUAUUGUAUUUAAAUAUACAUAGAUGAUCCUGAUAAUUUUGGCGACAAACUUAAUAGUUCAACCUUUGUUUUUGUAAUAAAAAAUUAUGCGAAAGAAUCUCAGAGCACGAUAACUUUUAUAGCUAGUAUUAUACUCGCUACUGGACAUAUAAAAAUUGGAAAUAUACUUUUAUAUAAAAAUAUGUCUGUCGCUAAUGGUAUAAAGAUUAAAUUUUAGCUUGGCCUAAAAACUUAGUUUUGUUAAUCAUGUAUAAUGUGUAUUGAUAUGUACAACUGAAUUAAUAAUAUGUUAAAUGCGCUUAAUGGAAGUAAUUUUAGCUUUGAGUUUUAUCCUUAUUAUAUUCUAUUUUUGUCAAUAACUUGAGAAGAAAUAAUUAUAAUAUUUGGUUUUUAACUUAAUUUUUAACGUUUAGAAUACUUUUGUAAUUGCUGUCUUUCUAUCGCCAAAAUUAUUAGAAUCUUCAAAAUGCACUCA
Messenger RNA from Vollenhovia emeryi, 2787 nucleotides. RefSeq names its product kinesin-like protein KIF19 (gene Kif19A). The transcript is spliced from 8 exons. Gene Ontology annotation, molecular function: microtubule binding; microtubule motor activity; ATP binding. The record is from RefSeq and is a predicted model, not a curated record. Bases 469 to 2271 code for a protein of 600 amino acids. Gene Ontology annotation, biological process: microtubule-based movement. Lineage: Eukaryota; Metazoa; Arthropoda; Insecta; Hymenoptera; Formicidae.